This is a messenger RNA of Dendrobium catenatum, 1548 nucleotides long. RefSeq names its product organic cation/carnitine transporter 3-like. Gene Ontology annotation, biological process: transmembrane transport. Gene Ontology annotation, molecular function: transmembrane transporter activity. Gene Ontology annotation, cellular component: membrane. Lineage: Eukaryota; Viridiplantae; Streptophyta; Magnoliopsida; Asparagales; Orchidaceae. The coding region runs from base 1 to 1548 and encodes 515 amino acids. The transcript has a single exon. The record is from RefSeq and is a predicted model, not a curated record.
AUGGCCAAUGCUCCUCCAUCUGCGCCGCCUUCCGCCGGCGAAAUUGCCAACGACCACACUGUCGACAUAAACCAAAAUUCAAAUAAAACCACCGCAGUUAACUCCAUCGACGACAUCGUCGAAUGCUACUUGUCUGCAUCCACCGGCAGCCUCCUCUUCCCCAUCCUGGUCUGCCUCGCCUGGAUCUUUGACUCCCAUCAAACCUUCAUCAAUGUCUUCUCCGAUAAUCCACCGCCAUGGCACUGCACCUCCUCCACUUGCAAUGUCACCACACCAUGCAACCUCCCAUCCACCUCCUGGUCCUUCUCCCAACACCGCAAAAUCUCCACCAUUUCUGACUUCUCCCUCGAGUGCGCCUCUCCUGUUCUCGUCGCCCUCCCCGCCUCUUCAUUCUACGCUGGCUGUCUCGUCGGCGGCCUCUCCCUCGCCACCCUCGCGGACUCCCGCCUCGGCCGCAAAAAGACACUCGUUUUCUCUUCCUUGACCAUGUCUCUCACUGCCGCCCUUACCGCCUUCUCUCCCAACCUCGCCGUCUACGCCGCCCUUCGCUUCGCCUGCGGCUUUGCUCGUGCCAACGUUGGCACCUCCGCUUUUGUCCUUUCGUCUGAACUCGUCUCCCGCCGCCACCGCAAGCUCGUCAGCAUCCUCACCUUCAUCUUCUCCACCACCGGCUUCGUCACCCUUCCCCUCAUAGCCUUCCUAAACAGAGGAAACUCCUGGAGACUGCUCUAUCUCUACACUUCAAUCCCCUCACUCUUUUACAGCAUUAUUCUCCAUUUAAUCAUGAAAGAGUCCCCUCGUUGGCUUCUUUUAAAAGGCAAGAGAAAAGAAGCCAUUAAAACACUGCAACAGCUCUCACGUUUAACAGAAACAUUGAGCUUCCCUGACUUUGCAUUGACGUCCUCUGACAAAACAGAAUCACAUGAUCUGUUCUCGGCGGCGAGGAUAUUAUGGGAGAAACGGUGGGCUCUCCGCCGGUUGGGAACAGUUAUGAUAGUGAGCUUUGGCAUCGGAAUGAUGUACUACGGAAUGCCGCUCAAUCUCAGCAAUCUUAAUGCUAGCUUAUACAUUAGUGUGGCACUGAAUGCGGCAACAGAGCUUCUAUCGGAAUUUGUCGUCUUCUUCCUCGCAAAUGUGGUGAGUCGACGGAAAUCCUUGGUCGGGCUGAUGGUUGUGAGCGGCGGCUGUAGCCUUGCUUGUACAGCAAUAGGCGGAUGGAUCGCUGUGGUGGUGGAGUUAGUUGCAUUCUUCGGCGUUUUUACGGCAAUUAGUGUGCAUAUGAUUUAUAGUGUGGAACUGUUUCCAACGUGUGUAAGAAACUCGACGCUGGCGGUGAUGAGGCAGGCGUUGGUGCUCGGUGGGGUGGUGGCGCCGGCGAUGGCGGUGGCAGGGAGGAAGACAAAGUUUCUUUCUUUUGGGGUGUUUGGGAUAGUUAUCAUUUUCUGUGGGUUGUUUGCUGUGUUCUUACCAGAAACGAGGGGGCGUACGAUCAGCGAUACAAUGGAGGAAGAGGAGCAUAAGAUGAGGGAGGGCCAAAGUUCAUCUUGA